Oncorhynchus nerka (sockeye salmon) is the source of this 736-nucleotide messenger RNA. RefSeq names its product mitochondrial matrix import factor 23 (gene mix23). NCBI's taxonomy places the organism in Eukaryota, Metazoa, Chordata, Actinopteri, Salmoniformes, Salmonidae. Bases 59 to 493 code for a protein of 144 amino acids. Gene Ontology annotation, cellular component: mitochondrion; mitochondrial intermembrane space. The transcript is spliced from 5 exons. The record is from RefSeq and is a predicted model, not a curated record.
GGGCACGUAUUUCACGUGUUGCGCAUGUAGGACCUGCGGGAGGACCUUGUAGUCCACAAUGGCGGCGCCCAACGGAACUUUAAACUGUGAGGACUUUUCAAUGUUUCAGGAUGUUCUGAAGGUGAUGCGUAACAUAGAUGACCGUAUUGUCCAUUCUCUCAACACCACCGUGCCGACUGUCUCCUUCUCAGGCAGAGUGGACGCCACCCAGACAUGCAGACAGCUCUAUGAGUCUCUGAUGGAGGCCCACCUGAGCAGAGACCGAGCCAUUAAGACGUGUAUAGCCCAGACCUCUGAGGUGGUGGGCCAGCUGAGAGAGCAGAGGGCCAAGGACGGAGACAACAUGACAACUGUCAAACUACUCAGGAAGGAACAGACCAAGUUAAAACUCAUGCGGUCGGAGCUGAAUGUUGAAGAGGUUGUUAAUGACAGAAGUCUGAAGGUGUUCAGUGAACGGUGCCGGACCCACUACACGCCUCCUACGGUCAAGUGACUAUCUGAGCUGCUCUGGUGAGAAUAGCUGCAGAUCCAGGUGGCUGCAUCAGGAUCAGAACCAGCCAUUGAGUCACCCGUGGACUUGACCCUUGCCCUCCAGCCGACCACACUGUUAUCAUCCAUGGGGACCGCUGCGUUGCCUCACAACAAGGCCACCUCUGUCAAGCAAUCUGCUCUGUUUAUUUUCAUGAUUGUAGUUUUUAUUUGAAUUUUUUUAAACAAUGAAGUGUUUUCCAAUGGC